This is a messenger RNA of Melanotaenia boesemani (Boeseman's rainbowfish), 5351 nucleotides long. It is a transcript of the gene megf11, whose product is annotated as multiple EGF-like-domains 11. Lineage: Eukaryota; Metazoa; Chordata; Actinopteri; Atheriniformes; Melanotaeniidae. The record is from RefSeq and is a predicted model, not a curated record. Bases 315 to 3713 code for a protein of 1132 amino acids. Gene Ontology annotation, molecular function: protein binding; scavenger receptor activity. The transcript has 27 exons. Gene Ontology annotation, cellular component: membrane.
AGCAGCGUCGGUUACUCUCACCUGACUUCUGCACGACCGACGAUUUAAACUCUACAAACUACCUGGGUCCAGAGUUUCACGCCUUACUAAAGGUGGAAGACCGUGUUGCACAGUGGACCCGCUGAACUCUCCUGACUUGCGGGCGAUAACUUUCAUUAUCAGGUUUAUCCGAAGGAUCUGCGACCUGUCAUCACCUUUCCCAGCAAGUGUGCGUGUCUGAGCGCAGUAGUACUUCUGUCACUUUGUGCUUCCAGGGACGAAACAGCAGUCAUAAAAAACACCCAGGGACCUCAGGCUAUAAGAUUAGAGCAAGAAUGGGGUCACGAGUUGCCCUGCUGGCUUGGAUCCUCAUUCUAAGCUUCACUAGGAGUGUGUUGAGUCUCAACCCCGAUGACCCCAAUGUCUGCAGCCACUGGGAGAGCUAUGCAGUGACUGUCCAGGAAUCAUAUGCUCACCCAUUUGACCAGAUUUAUUACACCAGAUGCACAGACAUUCUCAACUGGUUUAAAUGCACAAGACACAGGAUCAGCUAUAAGACGGCUUACCGGCGGGGAGUGAGGACCAUGUAUAGGCGCCGCUCGCAGUGUUGCCCUGGUUACUUUGAGAGCGGAGACUUGUGUGUUCCUCUGUGUACAGAAGAGUGUGUCCAUGGUCGCUGUGUGUCUCCUGAUACAUGUCAGUGUGAGCCUGGAUGGGGAGGACUGGACUGCUCCAGUGCAAACACAGUCAAUGGAACAGGCUGUGAGAGUGACUUCUGGGGGCCUCACUGCAGUAAUCGGUGCCAGUGCCGAAAUGGGGCAAAGUGUAACCCGAUCACAGGUGCUUGCGUCUGCACCGAUGGGUACCAGGGAUGGCGUUGUGAGGAGCCCUGUGAGCAUGGUUUUUAUGGCAAGUUGUGCCAGUUACCCUGCCAGUGUCUCAAUGGUGCUACCUGCAACCAUGAGACAGGAGAGUGCAUCUGCGCACCGGGGUAUACAGGAGCUUUCUGUGGAGAGCGCUGCCCCUCUGGUAGUCAUGGAGCCCAGUGUGAGCAGCGGUGCCCCUGUCAAAAUGGAGGAACAUGCCAUCACAUCACAGGAGACUGCUCCUGCCCUGCCGGGUGGACGGGUUCAGUUUGUGCCCAGCCCUGCCCUCUUGGCAAGUAUGGUAUUAACUGCAGCAAAGACUGCUCAUGUCGCAAUGGUGGACUGUGUGACCACGUUACGGGACAGUGCCAGUGUGCAGCUGGCUUCAGUGGACGCAGAUGUCAAGAAGACUGUCCUGUAGGCACCUACGGUCCACAGUGUAACCACAGGUGCGAGUGCCAAAAUGGUGCCAAGUGUCACCACAUCACCGGUGCUUGUCUGUGCGAAACUGGGUUUAAAGGUCCAAAUUGUCAAGAAAGAUUCUGUCCUCCAGGUCUCUAUGGCUUUAUCUGUGACAAGUACUGCCCCUGUAAUACCACCAACACUGUGAGCUGCCAUCCACUUUCUGGUGAAUGCUCCUGCUCUGCGGGAUGGACAGGACUUUACUGUAAUGAGACCUGCCCGCCUGAAUUCUAUGGCGAGGGAUGCACGCUGUCUUGCAGCUGUGCCAAUGGAGCUGAUUGUAAUCCUGUCACAGGUGCCUGUAUCUGUGCCCCUGGCUUCAUGGGUGAGGAUUGUGCUACAGUAUGUCCACCUGGCCUGUAUGGACCAAGCUGCAUGUUUACCUGCUCCUGCCACAAUCAUGCAUCCUGCUCACCGAUCGAUGGUUCCUGUAUCUGCAGGGAAGGCUGGCAGGGUGUGGACUGCUCCAUCCUUUGUUCUAGUGGUACGUGGGGUCUUGGCUGUAAUCAGACUUGCUUGUGUGCCAGUGGAGCUGCAUGUGACCCAGUAGAUGGCACCUGCUCUUGUUCUCCUGGGUGGAGGGGAGAGCACUGUGAUGAGUCCUGCCCUGAUGGGACCUAUGGGUUUGAGUGUCGUGAACGCUGUGACUGCCACCACGCUGAUGGCUGCGAUCCUGUGACUGGCUACUGUCGCUGCUACCCUGGAUGGACAGGAAUCCACUGUGAUAAUGUGUGCCCACAAGGCUUCUGGGGACCCAACUGUUCAGUCAGCUGUUCCUGUCAGAACGGAGGGUCCUGCUCUCCUGAGGAUGGCACAUGUGUGUGUGCACCUGGAUACAGGGGGACCUCGUGCAAAAGAACCUGCUCUCCUGGGUUCUAUGGGCAACGCUGCAGCCAGUCGUGUCCGCAGUGUGUGCACAGCACCGGACCAUGCCAUCAUGUUACUGGCCAUUGUGAGUGCCUGUCUGGCUUCUCAGGCCCUUUGUGCAACCAAGUCUGUCAGAAUGGCAGGUAUGGGAGGGCUUGUGCUGAAAUCUGCCUCUGCACCAACAACGGCACCUGCAACCCCAUCGAUGGCUCCUGCCAAUGUUUCCCAGGCUGGAUAGGAGAGGAUUGCUCGCAGGCCUGUCCCUCUGGGCACUGGGGCCCUGAUUGUCUCAACUCGUGUAACUGUCACAACGGAGCCCAGUGCAGUGCCUAUGACGGGGAAUGCAGGUGCAGCCCCGGCUGGACCGGUCUCUACUGCACACAGCGCUGUCCUUCAGGGUUCUAUGGCAGGGACUGCGCUGAAGUCUGUCGCUGCCAGAACGGCGCAGACUGUGACCACAUCACCGGCCAGUGUGCAUGCCGAACAGGUUUCAUUGGGAUGAGCUGUGAGCAGAAGUGUCCUGCUGGUACAUUUGGAUAUGGUUGCCAGCAGCUGUGUGAGUGCCUGAACAAUGCUACCUGUGACUACGUGACUGGAACCUGCUACUGCAGCCCAGGAUAUAAAGGCAUCCGCUGUGAUCAAGCAGCUCUGAUGAUGGAGGAGCUCAACCCAUACACUAAGAUUAGCCCAGCACGAGGCUCAGAGCGCCAGUCUGCAGGGGCUGUCAUGGGAAUCAUCUUUCUCCUCCUCAUCAUCAUGGCCAUGCUUAGUCUGUUUGUAUGGUACAGACAGAGGCAGAGGGACAAAGGCCAUGAGAUCCAGCCCAGUGUUUCCUACACACAGGCAACACACAUUAACAAUACUGACUACUCUCUUUCUGAGUGUGGCAGUACUGUAGCGAUGAGGACCAGUGGCUCUGAGAUCACUCAAAGUCAGAACAGCAGCAGCAGCGGGCAGUGCUUCUCCAACCCUAGUUAUCACACUGUGGCUCAGUGUAAUGUCCUUUCAACUAUUUCCAGUAACCUGGAUGGCACUCUGACACUCAAAUCAAGCACCCUGAAAAACAGAAAUGGCUCUGAAUGGAGAGCCUACUGCAACCUCAAUGACAUAGAUGUUCAGCAGGGUGAAGCGCAGACACAAAGAGGCUCAAGAAAAGAUUACAUCAAGAGCCCCAUGUGUACCAACAGCUCCUGCUCCCUGAAUAGUGAUAAUCCAUACGCCACCAUUAGAGACCCACCAGGGCUGGCUUGCAAACACACAGAAAGCAGCUAUGUGGAAAUGAAAUCCCCCUCCCACCGUGAAGUGCCCUUUGGAGGCACCGCUACACUCUUGGGCACUGUGAGCAGGAAUGUCUAUGAUGUUGAACCAACUGUGAGCGUCCUGCAGGGACCCAAUGGAAUGGCCACCGGCUUCUCCCAGAGCCCCUACAGCCUCCCUUGCAGCAGCCACAUCCCGACCCACUACGACAUUCUGCCCAUGCGUCACAGCCCCACACACACACCCCCACCACCCCCAGAAAGCCCCAGCUCUUUGCUCUAAAAGUGCACACCUUCCACUUCACAUCAACAGUGUGCCAGCAGCUGGAAAACAAACUUUCAGCCAUUGGCCCUUGCUUUGUCUGUGUGUGCGUUUGAUUAUGAUACUGAGAUUUUGAAAUGGAGAGACAGCCGCAGCUCCUCUGGAUGGUCUCUUUGGCUCCCUCACAGUUGCACUCUUUCCAUUGCCCAGUAGGAGAGAGGGGAAGAAAGAGAGUCCCACACCAGCGACCAUUCACCCAUUUUAUUUUCUUAUAUAACUAAUCACUCAAACUGCUGCCUGGCCUGUUUAUGGACCUCCUGAAGUGGAACGUUAUUGUUCCAAACACUGCUAAGGGCAGUAUACAUGAACUGGGUGGACAGUUUAUUUACAGGGAAAGAGCUCAUGCUCAUUUUUAUCCAUGAUAUAGGUUUAUUAUUCAAGAGCAGUGAAGUGUUUAUAAUAUCCCCUAAACAGCAGCGAUUGUCCCCACAUGAAGGAGGGAAUUGCAGCCUUGACCAUGUCAAAGUGGGCAAAAAUUCAUGAUGUACAAACAUCAAUGUAUGAACAUUCAUUGCGUAAGCGGCAGAUCACGGUGCUGCCUAUGUAAAGCGCGUCUGCUAUGCAGCGAACAAAUGUUCAUGCAAAAGAAGCAAAUGCUCUGCCCUAAAUGUCAGACAUGGGAACUGUGCUGAGAGUGUAGCAAGUCAGAGAAAGCAUGGAUAGAUAGAAAGCUAUUAUAAUGGUUCUGUAUCCACUGUUCACUGUUAUUUAGUAAUGAUCUCACAGUUAAAACUAUUGUAAGCUAAGUUUUAUUGUAAAUGAAGACAUGUAUUCGGGUCACUAGUGUUCAUGUAUUCAUUACAUUACUGAGAGUCACAGAAUAAGCCUAAAGUUUGGAUUUUUUACCAACACAAAUGAAGUGCUCCGAUCAUGUGUCAUUUUUUUUGUGGAAACUCCUUUUUUUUUUUAAUGGAAAUGUCUUGGUUUAUAUUUUGAGAAUAUUGGAUGUUAAGAUUUGAUUGCUUUGGAUAUUAUGUUUUGUAUUUAUAAAGGUAAUUGCUUUACGCAUUAAUUUAUAUUACUGAUGAUGUUUCUUUUUUUAUAAGUGUGACUAGAAAAAAAAAAGAUGAGCAUGAUCAGAUAAUGGACACCCACUGAUGUAGAUAAAACACGGUUUAUCUUCUUGUGAGAUUAGCAGUGUCAGUUUGUGAGCUGUUUUUGAAGUCACUGGAAAUGUUCUCUCUCUCUCUCACUGUCAAAUUGUAGAUUUAAAAUUAAUAUUUCAUUUGACCAAUUUAAGUCCCACUAAUAUCUUGUGCAUCAUUCAAGGUAACCAUAUGUAAAAAGUCCAUUUCAAGAGAGAUUUUAUGUUUGUUUCAGGCUAAUUAACUUCUUUAUUGAGUGAACAGAAUUUGAUCUUUGACUUUGUGAAUUUUAUUUCACCCUCUGUUGAAGCAAUAACACGCUGACAAUCGAUGCACAGACAGUGUUUCAUUGUUGUCGGAAAUGAUGAUGCCAUCUUUAACCUGUGUAGUAAGAAUUGAUCCUACUUUAUGUGACUGUUUGUCCUCUGAGGACGGUUUUUUAUAAUUGCUUUCAUAUCAAAGCUGGUUGUUGUUUUGGUACCCUAAGUUUGUUUUAAAUUAAAUGCCUAUUCUA